Exophiala aquamarina CBS 119918 is the source of this 678-nucleotide messenger RNA. RefSeq lists its product as uncharacterized. The record is from RefSeq and is a predicted model, not a curated record. Lineage: Eukaryota; Fungi; Ascomycota; Eurotiomycetes; Chaetothyriales; Herpotrichiellaceae. The coding region runs from base 1 to 678 and encodes 225 amino acids. The transcript has 2 exons. Gene Ontology annotation, molecular function: protein binding.
AUGAAUGGACAGAGUGAUAUAGUGAUGCUGAUGGUCCAAUAUCCGCUCAUUCGGGAAAUGGAUCUAAAAGACAGUGAUGGCAAGACACCCCUUAUGUUGGCCGUCCAGCAUGAUCAUCCUGAAUGUGCUGAGGCUCUCGUCAAAUGGCAUGCAAAUACAACGAUACGCGAUCAUCAGCAUAGCACCGCGCUUGACGUUGCAGUACUGAAAGCGGUCAGCCUGUCUGAAGCGCAGCCCCUUGCUAGGUUAGCAGGAAUGGGAGCGGAAGAAGUACUUUGCGAAAUCCUUCAAACCAAUCCUUCUACUGAAAUAUGUGCCGCUGCCACUAUGCUGGUUGCGCUCGGCGUUUCAGCAAAAUUGGGGCGAUGCACGUGGCGGUACAGCCUUCCACUAUGCGGCCGCUCACGGCCACACGUCGACUACCGUUUCGGCAAUACCGCGCUCCAUCUAGCUGCACAAAAUGGACACACUGCGACUGUUGAGGCCCUCAUCCUGCAUAGGAAGAUUCAGAGUGGAAUUGAAUUAACUCCUUUCAACAAACAAGGAGCAACACCGCUUCAUCUUGCGGCACAAAAUGGACACGUUGCGGUUGUGGAGACGCUCCUUAAUCACUGGAAGAUGACUGACUAUCCUUACCGCAUGAAAUCGACACUUUAUGACCGUGGAGGCCCUUCUUAA